AUUUCCAUUUAACCUUUUUACUUCAAUUUACUUGGUCAAUUUCACCCACCGAAAACCCUCCUCGCCGCCAAAAUUUUACCACUUUUCAACCGCCGCAGGAUGGACCUCUUCACCGGCGAUCACCGGAUUCCGAGCUCCGACAGCUUCCCACAGCACGUUGCUCCAUUUCCCGAUUCGACGGACCUCCUCUACGCUGCUCCUUCUGCCGUAUUUCCCUCUGCCGACAUCAUCGCCCACCUACCAAACCCUCCGCCGCCGCCGCAGAAGCUCCGUCCUAUCCGCUGCAACGGUAGGUCCCCGGCGGGUUCUCAGGCCGAUAACAUCUUCGACGGUGCUCUAAGGAGUUUCCAAUGUGUUUCGUCGUCACCAGAGGGUGGAUUUUCUGGCGAUCAGCUCUGUGUGGCUAAUAUUGACCCUUGCCAGUACUUCAAUUCCUCUGAGAAAGAUGAUAAGCCCGACGCCAAGGAUAAUGGCGGCUUCAGCGAUAUCAUCGGAAACAAUUUCUUCUCGGAGGAAGAGACGAAGAACGGUGGUACAGAUGCUGCCAUCGCUGCGGAGAAUUUGAGCCGGAGCCUUGAAGGACCGCAAUUGGACGACGAUUCGUGCUCCACUUCAGAUGGCGGUGAUGACGUUUUAAGCACAAAAAAACAUUUAAACCAUAAGAGAAAGCGAACGACAAGAUCGCUUGAGCUUUUCGUGGAAAAUUUGAUAAUGAAGGUAAUGAAUAAACAGGAGGAGAUGCAUAGGCAGUUGAUAGACAUGAUAGAAAAGAAUGAGAAAGAGAGAAUAGUCAGAGAAGAAGCUUGGAAACAGAGGGAGAUCGAAAGAAUGAGAAGAGACGAGGAGUUGAGAGCCCAAGAAACGUCUCGCAGCUUAGCAAUUAUCUCCUUCAUCCAAAAUCUGCUAGGCCAUGAAAUUCAAAUCUCACAACCAGUCGAAAACCACUGUACAGAAGACGAUGGAGGUGAAAGCAGCAUACAGAAGGAGCUAAAAAGCGAUCCAAGUAGUAGAAGAUGGCCUCGAGCUGAAGUACAAUCUUUGAUAUCACUUCGAACUUCGCUAGAACAUAAAUUCCGUGCUACAGGCUCGAAAGGUUCUAUAUGGGAGGAGAUAUCAGUCGAGAUGCAGAAGGUCGGUUACAACCGUUCGGCAAAGAAAUGCAAAGAAAAAUGGGAAAAUAUGAACAAGUAUUUCAAAAGAACAAUAGGAACUGGGAAAGCUAGUAUUGCAAACGGUAAGACAUGCCCAUAUUUUCAAGAAUUAGAUACUCUUUAUAGAAAUGGAGUAGUAAAUUCAGGAGCUGUCAUUGAUAGUACAAGCACUGAACAUAAUUCACAGGCUGAAAGAAGUAUAGACCCCUUUCAUGAAGAUGAGGCCUUUGUACAAGGUGAAAGUGAAAGAGAGCAUGUAAAACAGGAGGCCUUGGAGAUGACACAAUUUUAAAGAGAUUUACGUGUACACUACCGAUCCGUUCGGUCGAUUUUUGCAGCCCAGCUUUCGGAUAACGCAGGUUCUUCCUGCUUCCGGCUGAUCUAUUCAUGGCUGCUUUCCUGGUCGGCUCGUUUUUUCAGAUUUUAAACUCGUGUAUGUUUCAGUAUUUGUGCCUCUAUAGUGACCAAAAGAAAUGCCAUGUUUUCAGUUGGACGUUAGCAGGAAAUGAUGGCAGUAGAUUGAAGAAUCACAACGCUUGAAUCAAGUUUUGGGAUGUGGCGAUGAUGCUAAGUAAAUGGAUAACAGUUGUAAACAUAUCAAACUUUAUUCUUAUGGAUUUGUUUAGAUUUACUGUUUAAAUUUUCGGUUAGUUUGUAAUGAGAAAUACGUUGAUAUC
Molecule: messenger RNA, 1828 nt
Organism: Cucurbita maxima (winter squash)
Lineage: Eukaryota; Viridiplantae; Streptophyta; Magnoliopsida; Cucurbitales; Cucurbitaceae
Product: trihelix transcription factor GT-2
Exons: 2
Coding region: 100-1443 (447 amino acids)
Source: RefSeq, a predicted model, not a curated record